GGAUACUACCAACAAACAAUGUACAAGUGUCUGAAUGGCCUUCUACAAAAGAAAAAGAAAAAAAAAAAACCAACAUGUUCUCUAUAAAUUCCAUGUUGGAUAUGAAAAACAAGACUUACAGCAAUUUCCAGAUUUACAGCUCAAGAGAUGGCUGCCCAGUGUGUCACAAAGGUGGAGCUGAAUAUUUCCUGUGACAAUCUUUUGGAUAAGGAUGUAGGGUCAAAGUCAGACCCUUUAUGUGUGCUGUUUUUGAAUACCAGCGGUCAGCAGUGGUACGAGGUUGAACGCACAGAAAGGAUUAAGAAUUGCUUGAGUCCCAAAUUUUCGAAGAGAUUUAUUAUUGACUACUAUUUUGAAGUGGUUCAGAAAUUGAAAUUUGGCAUUUAUGACAUCGACAACAAGACUAUUGAUCUGAGUGAUGAUGACUUCUUAGGAGAAUGUGAAUGUACCCUUGGACAAAUUGUUUCCAGUAAGAAGCUAACUCGACCACUGGUGUUUAAAAAUGGCAGACCUGCUGGGAAAGGAAGCAUUACGAUUUCAGCUGAAGAAAUAAAGGAUAACAGAGUGGUCUUGUUUGAAAUGGAAGCAAGAAAAUUAGAUAAUAAGGAUCUAUUUGGAAAGUCAGAUCCGUACCUGGAGUUCCACAAACAGACAUCUGAUGGGAACUGGUUGAUGGUUCAUCGUACAGAGGUCGUUAAAAAAAAUUUGAAUCCUGUUUGGAGGCCAUUCAGAAUCUCUCUGAACUCUUUGUGCUAUGGAGAUAUGGACAAAACUAUUAAGGUUGAGUGUUAUGAUUAUGACAAUGAUGGAUCACAUGAUCUCAUUGGAACAUUUCAAACCACCAUGACAAAACUGAAAGAUGCUUCCAGGAACUCACCUAUUGAAUUUGAAUGCAUAAAUGAAAAAAAGAAACAAAAGAAGAAAAGCUACAAGAAUUCAGGUGUUAUUUCUGUGAAACAAUGUGAGAUUACAGUGGAAUGUACUUUCCUUGACUAUAUCAUGGGAGGUUGCCAGCUGAAUUUUACUGUUGGAGUGGACUUUACUGGCUCCAAUGGUGACCCAAGGUCUCGUGAUUCCCUUCAUUACAUCAGCCCUAAUGGUGUUAAUGAGUAUUUGACAGCUAUCUGGUCUGUGGGACUGGUUGUUCAAGAUUAUGAUGCUGAUAAGAUGUUUCCAGCUUUUGGUUUUGGAGCUCAAAUACCUCCACAGUGGCAGGUUUCACAUGAAUUUCCAAUGAAUUUUAAUCCAUCUAAUCCCUACUGUAAUGGAAUACAGGGUAUUAUAGAGGCAUAUCGUGCCUGUCUUCCUCAGAUAAAACUCUAUGGACCAACUAAUUUCUCUCCAAUCAUAAAUCAUGUGGCUAGGUUUGCUGCUGCAGCCACACAACAACAAACAGCUUCUCAAUAUUUUGUCCUCUUAAUCAUUACUGAUGGUGUGAUCACAGACCUUGAUGAGACCAGACAAGCUAUAGUUAAUGCUGCCAAGCUACCUAUGUCCAUCAUCAUUGUCGGUGUUGGCGGUGCUGACUUCAGUGCCAUGGAGUUUCUGGAUGGUGAUAAUGGAAGUCUUCGCUCUCCAACAGGCGAGGUAGCCAUCAGAGAUAUCGUCCAGUUUGUUCCUUUCAGGCAGUUCCAGAAUUCUCCAAAAGAAGCACUUGCUCAGUGUGUCUUGGCGGAGAUUCCCCAGCAGGUGGUGGGCUACUUCAACACAUACAAACUCCUUCCUCCCAAGAAUCCAUUGACGAAAUGAAAGGAUUGGUGGCCGCCUGGAGUAGAAUUCUUUUGUGUCAUGUGGAGAAGUGAAUUCAGCUCUCACCCUAAAUCAUGAGCCUGUCAUUUUAUGUACUUCACCCCCAACAUAUAUGAUGUAAAUUUAUUUCUCUAGUGAGUCAUAUCUAUUUAAAGAAUUCUUUUUAUAACUUGUUUGUUGAGGAAAGUACUAAAUUCGUCUUUGCCUGAUCAGUUCAGUGAUUACUAGUGUUUUAUAGUAGUUACAGUGAGGCUGUUUUGAAUUUGAAGGUAGUGUAAGAAUAGCUGUGUGUGUGUGUGUGUGUGUGCGCGCGCACAUGUGUUUUUUUCUUUUUUGGUGUGGCUGUUUAUUUUCAUAUGAUGAAGUUUCUGUUUUUGAAUGUUUCUUAACAUAGAGAAUGAAAUUUGUUAGACUGAUGUGAUUCUUAACUUUCUGUACUAUAUUUACUAUAGGGAGUGUAAAUUUUACAAGCCAUGCCUACACCUGACGAUAAGAGCUUCUUAAAUUACAUAAUACUGAAUGUGUUUCUAUAACUGUAUUCAGUGCUUUCUCAAUGGAACAAAAGUACCUUCACUUGCCCCUGAGUUUUGUUACAGUUUACGAAACAGCAUAUAUUUGCAUAGGACUUCAGAAAAAGUAAUGAAUGAAGAGGGAAGGCACAUAUUCAAUUCUUUAAAUGUACGGUUGUCUCCACCUGAUUGAUGAAGCAGGUCUGCAGGUACCUAUCUUUCUCCCCUCCAGCCCUAUCCUCUCUCUUUCCCUCUGUCCUCUCAAUUUCUCUUUGUCCUAUCUAGUAAAAAUAGAAAGAAAAAAAAAGAAAGAAGGAAAAGGAAAAAAAAAUCAUGGAUUACCACUAGAAGUGGUGGAUUCUUAGUGCUGGCAUCAAGCCUUAGCAAUAACCCUGAUGGCCAAAAAAAAAGUACAGUCUAUAAGUAAAAGGAAUGUCAUGUCAUUAAAUUAUUUUAUUUGUCUUUCUAGAUAUUUUCUCUUUUUACUGUGGAAUAAAUACUAUAAUCAUGGUCAAUUUCAAAUCUUUACAUUGACUGUGUGUGACACUCAGGACUCAGGAUCUGCAUGGAUGAUAGGCUGUCCAAGAGUCAGCAUUAUUAGAUUUUUUUAAAUUAACAUUUGUUAAAAUGGCUAGGAAUGCAUUGUUUAUGAAAGCCAUGAAGACCAAAAUACAGAAGAUAAAAUUCAAGAUUCUGUUUUCUUCUCAAUAAUGAAAGAUUUUAAUUAUUUAAAAAGACUGCUUUUAUACUUCUCUUACUCAGGUCCAAUCUACUGAUUUGUACAAAUUCAUUUGAAUAUGUUCUCCUUUUUCUUAAAAAAAAAAAAAGUUUAAGUCUGAUUUCUGUAUUUCUGAGACUAUUAUCUAUUGAUGAAAGUUGUAUUUUGACAGUGUACCAUUUCCUAACCUACAUAGUUCUGUAUUAAAUAAAUAUUACCUGUUGUAAAGAUCCUUAUUCCUAGGUCCUAAAGAUAGCUCAUCUGGGUAGGUACUUCCUUUGCCAUCCACACAGAGUUGGAACAGGACCUCCACUGCACUUGGAAAAGCUUUAGUGUUACGGUGUAAUUUUUUUUUUCUCUCUUUACUCUUCUAUCUCUGUCUCUUUCUGUCUGUCUGAAAAAGUUAGCUUGGAGUAGUGAAGCCAUGGCAAUGAUAAAAAAAAAAAAAUUCUCUCUGCUGAAUUCAUUAGUAUAAAAUGGACAUGCUUUUUUUUUUUUUUUUUAAGAGCAGAAUCUUUUUCUGUAACUGUACCCUAACAUAUUAUCUAGCAAGCAUGGCAGAAUACAUUUAUUAAGGAACAGUGUGCCAAGGGCUAUGCAUAUUCACAUAUGGACCAGUCUUCUUAAACAACAUUUAAAAUUGCUUGCUUGUCACAUAUCAUUAAGUGUAUAUAUCCAGUGCCAUGUUGAUAUGCUUUUCAAUCUUACUGAAAUUUGUGCCACACUCCAUGUCUCUUACUCUCUGAAAUGAAAUGUCUGAAGGAAGUGAAUUCUUAGCCAGGAAUAGCUUUGGCUUCUCAGAAACAAUGCAUUGCAGAGAGCAGGAUGAGAGACCUACCUGCUAUCGUCACCUCACCCAGGCAAGCAAUCUGACUUAGUCAGCUGAUCUCUAAAUAUUAACCGGAAGGCACUAACCUAGUAUUCUAUUACUCCACGUAUGUCUUAUGAGUUGAUGUGUCAUUUUGACAUCAAUCAGGAGAGAGAAAAACAGACCAUUUCCCAUGACCAAAUUUCAAUUUCUCCUUUAUUUGCUUGGGAACAGCAGUAAUGUGCUGCUGUGAUUUUCAGAAUCUUCUUUUAUAAUAAAUGCACGAAAUCUUUUUUAAAAUUCCUAAACACAUAUUUUCAAUGUACGGUAAGGUAGGCAGAAAUGGAGCUUUUCUGUUUGAAGUUAGGGGAAGGUCAAGAACCCCACUCAUAGUCUUCUUACUUUCCUUAACCAACCAUUCUAACACCUAGUUGCUUGCUCAGAAACUUGGAAGCCACUGUUCAUGAGCAUUGAUUCCCCCCCCCCCAUUGGUCAGAUAGCAGUAUUGACAUCACUGUUGAUUUCACCUUCCUUCUUAUUUUUUCUUCAGUGCCAAGACCUUGAGUCUAUUUCACCAAUCCUGGUCCAUCUCCUCCCCACCCCUUCAGAGACAGAAACAAGAGUGGGAGAGAUACCACAAUAUAAUCAGAGCUUCUGGUACUGUGGUACUCACAGAUGGUGCUGGGACUAGAAAUAAAGUCAAAUACUUGGUAAAGCAUGAACCCUACUGGGUGAGCUAUCCUGUGGCCCCUGGUGUUCAUGACUUCACAUUCUUGUUUUUACUAGAAUUGUUUCCUUAAAAGAAUUGUUUUCCAUUCUUGAGCAGGUUUAUCAGUAGAUAACUAUGAUACAUUAAGAGUUGUGAAUCUAGCAAAUUAGGCUACUUGUAUCCGUUUGCACUUUUGAAUAAUAACGUGUACAAUUUCUAGAUUAUUGUUUUAUAAAACUCUUAGAAUUUUAACACUUUGCCUCAUGACAUUGAUUUAAUAUUGUUUUAUAGUAAUACAGCUGUUUCCUGUUGUACCACCAUUCAUUCAAGUGCUAAAGUUCUUAAAAUUAAUUUGAAGAAGAAAAUAAUCAAGUUAACUUUCAUGUUGUAUGUAAUCAGACAUAAUAAAAAUAUAUGUUGGACUGACA
Erinaceus europaeus (western European hedgehog) is the source of this 4921-nucleotide messenger RNA. RefSeq names its product copine 3 (gene CPNE3). Gene Ontology annotation, biological process: cellular response to calcium ion; ERBB2 signaling pathway. The transcript has 16 exons. Gene Ontology annotation, cellular component: plasma membrane. Gene Ontology annotation, molecular function: receptor tyrosine kinase binding; calcium-dependent phospholipid binding. The record is from RefSeq and is a predicted model, not a curated record. The coding region runs from base 148 to 1749 and encodes 533 amino acids. NCBI's taxonomy places the organism in Eukaryota, Metazoa, Chordata, Mammalia, Eulipotyphla, Erinaceidae.